GAGUAGAUAUCAAAGAACCGCCAACAUUUACAACAAUUCCCCAAGCACAGCGGGAAUCCUCUUGCGGUACAAGUGAUUAUGUUUUUUGUGUGAAUCCGUUUGUUUUCAUUCACCAGUUAAAGAUUUAAAGUUUGGAUAUUCUAUUGGAUUUGACAAGUUGUUGAAAAACACAAAGAUACAAAGUCAAGAGUUAAUUUUUUUUUGUUGAUCCGUGUGUAAAAAGCGGCGCAAAAAUUCGUUUCGAAAAAGUGGCCUCGAUAGGCGCCAAUACGUUAAACUUCACGGAUUUGGGGAGCCCUUACGAAGGGCCCCCAAGCACACCACAAUCCGGCAUGGAUGCACCUGAUGCUCCACACACCCCAAAAUACACAAUGGAUGGUGCAACGGGCAAUCCAGGAAAAUCAGCAUUUGUUGAACUUCAGCAACAUGGUUACGGUGCUAUUCGAAGUGGAUAUGGACAACAUUUUGGACCGCAGGGCGGGCAAGACUCAGGUUUUCCAAGUCCCCGAAGCGCAUUAGGCUAUCCAUUCCCAACUAUGCAAAAUUCGUAUUCGAGCUAUCAUCUAGGAGGCUACGCUCCACCAUGUGCAAGUCCGCCAAAAGAUGAUAAAAUAGAAGAUACUGGACUUCGAGUGAAUGGUAAAGGCAAAAAGAUGAGAAAGCCUCGAACAAUCUACAGUUCACUUCAAUUGCAACAACUUAAUCGACGAUUUCAACGAACGCAAUAUUUGGCUUUGCCAGAGCGAGCUGAAUUGGCAGCUAGUUUGGGAUUAACACAAACACAGUUCGUUUACUUCAUGUCUCUUGUGGAAAAAUAUGAAAUAACCACUAAACUUGUGCAAUAUGCUUUCUAA
Molecule: messenger RNA, 854 nt
Organism: Clunio marinus
Lineage: Eukaryota; Metazoa; Arthropoda; Insecta; Diptera; Chironomidae
Source: the annotation of a GenBank genome assembly